UUUUUUGGGGGUUUGGUUAAGGAGAAAACUUCAUCGUCUCGUUUCUGAGAAAUAUAAAUCGAAAGAGAGAGCGAGAGAGGAGAAGUGUAUCCGUGUGUUUAUCUCUAAGUUUAAUCAUCACAAUGGAAGGGAUCACAGAAGGAGUUAACAACAUGAGCUUGGCCGUUGAUUCACAGAAGAAGAAUCGGAUUCAAGUUUCAAACACUAAGAAACCAUUGUUCUUUUACGUCAAUCUCGCUAAGAGGUACAUGCAGCAGUACGCAGAUGUGGAGUUGUCUGCACUUGGAAUGGCCAUUGCUACGGUUGUUACCGUUGCUGAGAUAUUGAAGAACAGUGGCUUUGCGGUUGAAAAGAAGAUUAUGACCUCGACUGUGGAUAUCAAGGACGGUGCAAGGGGUCGUCCUGUGCAGAAACCCAAGAUUGAGAUAACGCUCGCCAAGUCUGAGAAGUUUGAUGAAUUAAUGGCUGCGGCCAACGAAGACAAGGAGGCUGCAGAAGCUCAAGAGCAGAACUGAAAUCUUUUUUUUUGUGUGUUUUGUCGACGAUCUAAUUAUUCUGUUCCUUGUCUCUCUCUGUUAAAACACUUUUGAUUUAUUUUAAUUUUGGCUCACUUUGAAUGUUAUCGUGGAUUGUGGUGUUCUCUGUACCUGUGAACGUUUUUAUUUACAGAUCGUAUCGUAGUAGGUGUCGACAAGA
Molecule: messenger RNA, 696 nt
Organism: Brassica rapa (field mustard)
Lineage: Eukaryota; Viridiplantae; Streptophyta; Magnoliopsida; Brassicales; Brassicaceae
Cellular component (GO): nucleus
Molecular function (GO): RNA binding
Source: RefSeq, a predicted model, not a curated record